Molecule: messenger RNA, 1098 nt
Organism: Alosa alosa (allis shad)
Lineage: Eukaryota; Metazoa; Chordata; Actinopteri; Clupeiformes; Clupeidae
Product: putative gustatory receptor clone PTE03
Exons: 2
Coding region: 1-984 (327 amino acids)
Biological process (GO): G protein-coupled receptor signaling pathway
Cellular component (GO): membrane
Molecular function (GO): G protein-coupled receptor activity; olfactory receptor activity
Source: RefSeq, a predicted model, not a curated record
AUGGAAAACAGGUCCUACGUCAGUGACAUUCUUGUGCUGGAAGAAUUAGGACACUAUGAAUCAUUUGCAGAUGCUGUAUUUUACACACUGCUAUUUGCUUAUAUUGCACUGCUGAUAACCAAUUUUGGCGUUCUUGUUAUCAUCAUUAGAGAGAAAAGCUUACACCAACCCAUGUACCUGCUAUUUUGCAACCUAACAGUCAAUGAUAUCCUUGGUAACACUGUUAUACUACCUCAACUGUUAUUUGACAUGGUUGCUAAAAACAGGUUAAUUUCUUAUAAUGCGUGUGUUUCACAGAUAUUUUUUACUCAUACUUUUGCCUCAGCAUCACACACCAUACUGAUCAUAAUGGCUAUUGAUAGGUAUGUGGCUAUAUGCAAUCCAUUGCGAUACAAUUCAAUAAUGACAGCUAAGGCAGUUGCAGUCUUGACUGUGUCUGCCUGGAGUUUUGUCAUUGUAUUAGUCGGUGUAUUAGUGGGUCUCACAACCAGGCUGUCUCGCUGUAGAUCACUUAUUCCAAAUUUUUAUUGUGACAAUGCCUCCUUGUUCAAGUUAUCUUGUGAAGAUGUGUCUAUUAAUAACAUCUAUGGACUGUUUUACACUGUGGUGUUAUUUUCCUCCUCAAUGGGUACUGUUGCUGUCACAUACAUUAGAAUUGGUAUCACAUGCUGGACUAAGAAAAAUGCAGAACUCAAUAGCAAAGCCAUCCAAACAUGUACAAGUCAUUUAGUCUUGUAUCUGAUAUUGUUGCUGUCUGGAUUCAUUAUUAUUAUCAUGCAUCGGUUUCCAGAAGAUCGCUUUUUAAGAAAACUCAUGGCUAUUAUUUUUCUUGUUAUACCUGCCCAUUUGAAUCCAAUUAUUUAUGGACUACAGACUAAACAUUUAAGAUUGAAAAUUUUGCAAAUAUUUAAAAGGAAAAUCUUCCCCUUUAAGUUAAGUUAUCUGGUGAUAAAGCUUUUGAAUGCCAACGGUAUUGUUAUGUGAGGCUAGCAUUGUAAUUGUUAUAAAAGGAUAACGUUACAUUGUAGUCGUAUGUUAGUGUGUUUGGAUGAAGCAUCUGCUAAUCAUACACAUAGCUAACGGUAUAUGGACUCUACA